UGUAUUACAAUUUAGCGAAGUCUUGGUUGUCGCUUAUCAAAGCUCAAAACUCACACGUUCUCUAAGUGCUCCCAACUUAGAGGUUGACGAUUAGAACCGUUGCAACUUGACUUUAUCCAAAGCAUAUACGCUCUUUUACAAAUAUGUCUUCUCAGAAUACUGCUGUUGACAAACGACAAAAGUUUGAGUCCAUCUAUCCGGACUUCGUCAAUGAUAUUAUGGGCUACUUAAAGUCCAUCAAUAUUCCCAAGGACGUUGCUCAAUGGUACGAAAAGAAUCUUUACCAUAAUACCCUUGGAGGAAAGUACAAUCGUGGAUUGUCCGUCAUCGAUACAUAUGAAAUUUUGCUUGGUAAGCCUCUUGACGAGGAAGCUUAUAAGAAGGCAUCUGUUCUAGGAUGGUCUAUCGAGCUACUCCAAGCCUUUUUCCUCGUCGCUGAUGAUAUGAUGGAUGCUUCCCAAACUAGACGUGGCCAACCCUGUUGGUAUUUGAUGCCUAAUGUUGGAAAUAUUGCCAUCAAUGAUGCUUUCAUGCUUGAAUCUGCUAUUUACUUCCUUAUCAAGAAGUAUUUCCGUCAGGAUCCUUAUUACGUUGACCUUCUUGAACUUUUCCACGAUGUCACCUUCCAAACUGAACUGGGUCAACAACUCGAUCUUCUUACCGCACCCGAAGACCAUGUUGAUCUUUCCAAAUUUUCUCUUGAGAAGCAUUCUUUUAUUGUAAUCUAUAAGACCGCUUUCUAUUCCUUUUACCUUCCCGUUGCCUUAGCUAUGUACCUUGCUGGUAUCGCAUCUAAAGAAAACUUGCAAAUUGCAAGUGAUAUCCUUCUUCCCCUUGGAAAAUAUUUCCAAGUUCAAGAUGAUUACCUUGAUUGCUACGGUGAUCCCAACAUCACCGGCAAGGUCGGUACUGAUAUCUUGGAUAACAAAUGCUCCUGGUUAAUCAAUGUCGCUCUUGCCAAGGCAUCCCCCGAGCAACGUGCGAUCCUUGAUAAGAAUUACGGUGUAAAAAACCACGAGUGUGAGGCUCAAGUCAAGACUGUCUUUGAGGAACUUAAAAUUCGUGAUGAAUUUGCAAACUACGAAGAGUCUGAAGUUUCUGAAAUUAAGAAACGUAUUGAGUCUGUUAACGAGUCUGGUGGUUUAAAGAAGUCUGUCUUCUUAACCUUUUUGGGUAAGAUUUACAAGAGAAAUAAGUAAUCAUCUUAGUACCUUUUAGAAUUGAAAUUUGUUAAGAUACCCGAUUCAAUAUAAUCUAUAAUCCUUUUUCAUAGAGUCUAUUAC
Schizosaccharomyces octosporus yFS286 is the source of this 1283-nucleotide messenger RNA. Its product is annotated as geranyltranstransferase Fps1. The record is from RefSeq and is a predicted model, not a curated record. Gene Ontology annotation, cellular component: cytoplasm. Gene Ontology annotation, biological process: trans, trans-farnesyl diphosphate biosynthetic process. Lineage: Eukaryota; Fungi; Ascomycota; Schizosaccharomycetes; Schizosaccharomycetales; Schizosaccharomycetaceae. The transcript is spliced from 3 exons. The coding region runs from base 144 to 1199 and encodes 351 amino acids. Gene Ontology annotation, molecular function: (2E,6E)-farnesyl diphosphate synthase activity; dimethylallyltranstransferase activity.